This is a messenger RNA of Sitodiplosis mosellana (orange wheat blossom midge), 2718 nucleotides long. RefSeq names its product zinc finger MYM-type protein 1-like. The transcript is spliced from 2 exons. Lineage: Eukaryota; Metazoa; Arthropoda; Insecta; Diptera; Cecidomyiidae. The record is from RefSeq and is a predicted model, not a curated record. The annotation marks the transcript as partial.
ACUUUCUUGAAAAAUUUCCGAUAAUGUUUGAUACUUUUUUCUGCCUACACACAAAAAAGUUGAGACAAAAUCGGCAAAUAAAUGAAUCAUCAUUUCAGUAUUUUGCUUCAGUGUUUUAAAUCAAAGCAUUCUUCUAUACAUCGGCUAUCGGUUCUGUUUGGAUUCAUAUGAAAACUUGGUUAUAUGAACUGCGUUUACUUGUAUUUAUUGUUUUUGCUAAUUAGGCAUUUCAAACUCGAUAUUAAUCCCAAUUUGAUUACUGCAUACACAGUUCAAUUCACAAAACAUACGAAAGUCAAAACAAAAUUUGCAAGAUCAGCGCAGAUCAGCGUCGUCACCACUUGAUUUGAUAAUAAGCAUAUUUUAUUAAUAUCACCGACAAAAAUAUAGAAUUGUUUGGUUUAAUAUCAAAUGUAAACAAUUGAACGAAGAAGUACGAUGCAUGAAAAGAAAUUGAAUUUGUGUCAGUUCGUAAUCAGCUCAUCGAUUAGUCGGUUGUUUUCUUGCAAAAUCAAUAGCAAAGUUUCGAUACUGACUUUUACAUUUAAAAUGUCUUUGCCACAAAAAAAAACAUCGAAUAAAAGUGGAAAAGGUGUUGAACCGAAACGAAAUCCAGAGGCUACAUUGGAAAGUUUUUGGAACAAAAAAAGCCGAGCGAAAGAAGCAAGUUCAACUACUGCAGAACGAGUUGAUUCAAGUGAAAUUGUUCCAAGCGUGAUUGUUUCAGAAGAAAUUGCAAGUGGAUCUGGAACCACAUCCGAACGAACUGAAACUAUUCAUGAGCCGAACGAUAUCUCACAGAAAGGAGAAGACAAGAAGAUUCAAGUUUUCAAUAAUUACAAAUUCAAAAAGCAGGAAGAUGGACGGUCGUUCCAAAGCAAAUGGCUCACAAACUUCGAGUGGUUGGAAUAUUCCAAAGAAAAAGAUGCGGCGUUUUGCUACGCAUGCCGUCAAUUUGGACUGGGCAACGUGAGUGAUGUCUUCACAACGACUGGCUAUGACAAAUGGCAAGCGGCUUUAAGUACAGGCAAAGGAUUUAAAAAGCAUGAAUCAACUCCAUCUCAUAUAAGCAGCAUGCUUUCAUGGAAAGAGAAAUUGUGUAGGUCAAGUUCAAACCAAGAAGUGUCAACUCUUUUGAAUGAAACCGUUUUAGAAAAGCGACGUUAUUAUUUUAAAAAGAUCAUCUCAACGAUUUUAUUCUUGGCGCAAAACGAGUUGCCUUUGCGCGGGAACUGGGACAGUGCAGAAGAUAAAGAAGGUGGCUUAUUUAAUAAUUUAUUCGAGUACAAUUUGGAAAACGAUGAACAUUUGCGUCACUGCCAAGAGCAAAUGCCUGCAAACGCAACGUAUACGUCUCCUCUCAUCCAAAAUGAAAUCAUUCAAAUCAUUGCCGAUCUGUUGCGUGAGAAAAUUGUUGCCGAUAUAAAUGAUUCUACCCAUUGCACUUUGAUGGCCGACGGAACCAAAGACAAAAACCUUCGGGAAAUCAUAUCAAUUGCGUUUCGUUAUAUCAAGAAUGGAAAGCCAGUUGAAUCACUUCUGUGUUUUGUAAAAGCUGACGACAUCACAGCAAAAGGCAUAACACAAUUGAUCAUCGACCAAAUCACAGAAUAUGACAUUAUUGUUGCUAAAAUAAUCUGCCAGUGCUAUGACGGUGCGUUCGUCAUGAGCGGAGAACAUGGUGGUGUGCAAACAUUGCUACAAGAAUACUUCAAACGAAAAAUCCCCUAUAUACAUUGUUUUAAUCACCGUUUGCAUCUUGUCGUAAUAGCUGUAGUGUCGGAAAUAGACUCAUGCCGGUUAUUUUUCGAUCAAGUUAGGCUUCUGCAUAAAUUUUUCAAUCGUUUCAAGGUUCGAAGAGAAUACGACGGAACGAACAUUCCCAGACUCAUUGAAACACGAUGGUCCGGCCAUUUAAAAGCAAUUGAAACAAUCGCCCAAAAUUACGAUGAUUUGCUUGCUGCAUUGGACACGAUAAAAAAUGGCAAUGGAAAGAACUUUGAUGCCGACGACAUUGCAUUAGCUUCAGGCCUGUCAAGUGCAAUUAUGGAAAAGAAGUUUUUGUUCAUGCUGCAUUUUUUAUGUCAUUUACUCAGUUUGAUAGAACCAGCCAACAAAAUGCUUCAAAGCCGUGAAAUAGGAUUUAUUCAAGCGAAGCCGAUAAUUGAAUCCGUUCACAAAACCGUGCUGGAUCAAAGAACGGAUGAAGCGUUCAACCGUUUUCUGCAAAUCGCUGAAAAAGUAAUGAGCAAUUUUGAAGAUUUCGAGCCGAGACCACAGAGAAUUCGUCAGCGUAGCACCCGAUUGAAUAACUCUAUCGUAUUGGAGACGCUUGGGGAGCGUCACAUUGAAGUAGAUGCGCAAAACAACGUCGAAAAAGAAACAUUGUUGCUGAAAUCGCAGUAUUUCAAUGUAAUCGAUCGCGUUUCAAGUGAAAUGGCUCGUCGCUUCGAUGAGAACACCGAUAUUUUGACUGCUAUCGAUGAAGUAAACAACAUAGGUGACGAUGAUUUUGAUCGAAAUGCGCUCAAGCCGUUGAGCGAAAUUAAUUUGACAUUGCCCUCAGAAGCCGAAUUAUCCGUGGUGAAACAAUUUUUAUCGAAAGAAAAAAACAAGCAAGGAAUGUCCAAGUUAGAGAAGCUAUUUCCAGUUAGAGAAGCUAUGAAUGAUACGUAUCAACUACUGGAGGCAGCUGAAACGUUUGCAAGUAGCACGGCA